Molecule: messenger RNA, 763 nt
Organism: Drosophila willistoni
Lineage: Eukaryota; Metazoa; Arthropoda; Insecta; Diptera; Drosophilidae
Gene: Sod1
Product: superoxide dismutase [Cu-Zn]
Exons: 2
Coding region: 100-561 (153 amino acids)
Biological process (GO): removal of superoxide radicals
Molecular function (GO): superoxide dismutase activity; copper ion binding
Source: RefSeq, a predicted model, not a curated record
UCCAUCUCUAGUCGCCAUUCUAUACUGAAAUUGAAAGCUUCGAGUUUACGCUGAAUUUUUAUUGCUCCAAUUCAUUGUUAAAGUAACAAGAUCAACAAAAUGGUGGUUAAAGCUGUUUGCGUUAUUAAUGGCGAUGCCAAGGGUACCGUUUUCUUUGAGCAGGAGGACAAUGGAGCUCCCGUCAAAGUUACCGGCGAGGUGACCGGCCUGGGCAAAGGACUGCAUGGUUUCCAUGUCCAUGAAUUUGGCGACAACACCAACGGAUGCAUGUCCUCUGGCCCCCAUUUCAAUCCACAUAGCAAGGAGCAUGGCGCCCCUGGAGAUGAGAAUCGUCAUUUGGGCGAUUUGGGCAACAUUGAGGCAUCUGGCAGUGGUCCAACUGCUGUUAAUAUCACCGAUUCCAAAAUCACCCUAGUCGGUGCCAAUAGUAUCAUUGGACGCACCGUUGUCGUCCAUGCCGAUCCCGAUGAUCUGGGCAAGGGUGGACACGAGCUGAGCAAGACGACUGGUAAUGCUGGAGCUCGCAUUGGUUGCGGUGUCAUUGGCAUUGCCAAGAUCUAAGAAUGAGGAGUCCCUAAGACUAUAUACAUACAUUUAUUUCUAUAUGUAUCUUAUCUACUGAAAUUACACGAUAUACAUAUAUGUAUUGUAUAUCAUUUAUAUCUACUACUUGUGGUCUGUUAGUUUAACAAAAAAAAACCUUUAAGGUUGAAAUAAAUGGGUAUUUGUGAGUUUUUUUUUUUCAAUAUUGGCUCCUAACCGA